GGUUUGUUGGGAUUUUUGGUGCAGAUACAGCUCGCUGCUGAUGCUCCACAUCGACAUCUCUCUCUCUCUCCAUCUCCCUCUCCACCCUCAUCUCCUUCUCGCUUUCCCCGUCUCUCUCUCUCUCCCUCCCGUCUGCGGACGUCUCCAUGUGUUUAUUAUGAAGUGACAUCACUCGGGUCCACGCCAAGCCGAGCCGAGUGUGGAGUUGCUCGGCUGGGAGACGCGGCGCAAAGCUUCAGUAAUAUGGCGUCCAUAGGAGACUUCGAUCCACUCCACGCCAACAUCCCGGCUACUAAAGUGGAGAUCUCCGUCUCCUGCAGGAAACUUUUGGACCGAGAUACAUUUUCUAAGUCAGACCCACUUUGUGUUUUGUACCUGCAAGGUGUUGGGAACAAAGAAUGGAGAGAGUACGGAAGAACAGAAGCUAUUGACAAUACUUUGAAUCCAGACUUUGUGAGAAAAUUUCUUCUUGAUUACUUCUUUGAAGAGCGUCAGAAUCUUCGAUUUGAUUUAUAUGACGUUGAUUCGAAGAGUUCAAAUUUAUCUGAGCAUGACUUUCUGGGUCAAGUGUUUAGCACUUUAGGAGAGAUUGUGGGUUCUCAGGGAAGCAGGCUGGAAAAACCACUUGUAGGAAUUCCUGGCAAGAAAUGUGGGGCAAUUAUUCUAACAGCCGAGGAAUUGAACAAUUGCCAUGAAAUUGUGAUGAUGCAGUUCUGUGCCAACAAAUUAGAUAAAAAAGAUUUCUUUGGAAAAUCAGACCCAUUCCUUGUAUUUUUUAGAAGCAAUGAGGAUGGAACGUUUACCAUUUGUCACAAGACAGAAUUUGUAAAGAACACUUUGAAUCCAGUGUGGCAAGCCUUCACUAUCCCUGUACGUGCUCUUUGCAAUGGUGACUUUGACAGAACUAUCAAAGUGGAAGUGUACGACUGGGAACGAGAUGGAAGCCAUGACUUUAUAGGGGAAUUCACCACAAAUUACAGAGAGCUUUCCAGGGGACAGUCACAAUUCAAUGUGUACGAGGUGUUAAAUCCAAAGAAGAAAGCUAAAAAGAAAAAAUACAUUAAUUCUGGUACAGUUACAUUGCUCUCCUUUGUAGUUGAAACAGAGAGCACUUUCCUUGACUACAUCAGAGGAGGGACACAAAUCAACUUUACAGUGGCCAUAGAUUUUACUGCAUCCAAUGGCCAUCCUGCUCAACCAACCUCUCUACAUUACAUGAAUCCUUAUCAACUUAAUACUUAUGCCAUGGCUUUGAAAGCUGUAGGCGAAAUUAUUCAGGACUAUGACAGUGACAAGAUGUUCCCAGCAUUAGGAUUUGGUGCCAAAUUGCCUCCAGAUGGAAGAAUUUCACACGAAUUUGCUUUGAAUGGAAACCCUCAUAACCCAUAUUGCCAAGGAAUUGAAGGUGUCAUGGAAGCUUACUACCAGAGCCUAAAGUCUGUGCAACUAUACGGACCAACCAACUUUGCUCCAGUAAUUAAUCACGUAGCAAGGUAUGCUGCCUCUGUUAAGGAUGGUUCACAAUAUUUUAUCCUCCUUAUUAUCACCGAUGGAGUCAUCUCAGAUAUGGCACAGACAAAAGAAUCCAUCGUCAAUGCAGCUUGUUUGCCGAUGUCGAUAAUUAUUGUUGGCGUUGGGCCUGCAGAAUUUAAUGCAAUGGAAGAAUUAGAUGGAGAUGAGAUCCGGAUAUCAUCAAGAGGAAGAUAUGCCGAGAGAGAUAUUGUUCAGUUUGUGCCUUUUCGGGACUAUGUUGACAGGACUGGAAACCACGUACUGAGUAUGGCUCGACUUGCAAAGGAUGUUUUAGCUGAAAUUCCAGAACAGUUUCUUUCAUACAUGAAAGCAAGAGGAAUUAAGCCUUCCCCUGCUCCUCCUCCAUAUACUCCCCCAGGUUAUCCUUUGCAGACACAGCUUUAACAGAGUAAUUCCAUCCCACUUAAUAUUGCUGACCUGAACGGAUUCCACUUAAUGUGCCAGCUGAAUUUUUAUCGGGAUUUUAUCGGGAUGCACUACAAAGACUUAUGGAUGUUGUCAGCAUUCUACAACAUUUUUUACUGGGUUUUCAUUUGCAUGGUGCCAAGAACAUGUGGUAAAUCACACAGAGAGGCUGCAUGAAAACAAAAGAACUGAGCUUUGUGGUUGGGAGUUGUGGUACAGCCCAAUCCUUAUCCUCUCACCUGAAUUAGCCCCUUUGGAAUUGAAACCUUUUUUUUAAUAAAGAUAUGAUCACGGGGAAUGCCAAAAUUUACAACCUAAUCGGAAUUUAAGUAUUUAACUGUUGUAAAUAACUGAGAAUAUGCAGUUCUUUUUUUAACGUUUACAUGUAGAUUCUUUUUUAUAAUUAAAUCCUUUUUAUAACCAUAUCCUUCAUGUAAACACAGUUUUAAAUAUUGAAAUUGUUGUGUUCUGUUAGUCAACACUUCCAUUUGUUGCUGACUAAUUCAUAUGGAGAUGCCUGCUCUAGCACAUCUGUGAUUUUCAAACACCAGGGCACACAAUCUGUCCAGUAGCAAGUAUAACUCUUCAACAAUGACUGCUUUCUACGAAAAACAACCUAGCGCUUCCAAUUGUAAUGCAUAAUCACUGGGUGAUCUUUUCCACCUGCUCACCAUUCACACUUACUAUCCAUUUCUAAUUGUGCAAUUACUUCAAAACUUUGCGGAAGGAACAAGGCAAAGGAGAAAACUGAGUGGAAAAUACAAAAAAAUGGAGAUCGAAGAGCUGCAAAGAUGUGGUUGGAAAAUAGCAAAAAUAUUGACAAUGUAAGCUUUGCAGUCUGACCCGUAGCCUCUUGUGGAGCCGGAAACUACUAAUAGUUUGAUUAGCUGAGGCAUGCUGCACUACAUUUAUACGAACUGCGUGCAAAUCUGUACCUGAAUGUGCCAGAAAACUGCGCAAUUUUGUUUCUACAUGUGGUCUUGUACUUCUGAUUUUUGUGUUUUAAAAUGUGAAAUAAUUUUUUAAGUAUUUGUUUAGUUCUUUCAACAUAUGCUCUAACAUUCACCGUUAGUUUUUGAAGAGAAAUACACUUUUUUUUAAAAAGGUUGUGUGCUUGGUAAAAAAUUGCCUUAAAUUCUCAUAACCAACAUGUCUUUUGAUGAUUGAAACAUGGUUUCAAAACUUUUUUUGCUAGCACUGUAGUAGCUUUUUAAUUUUUCCAUUGGUGUCAAAAGUUAAUGCUGUUUAUUUACUAUUUUGUAUUGAUAUCAACAUUUUGCACAUAUUUUAAAUAACAAAUGAAAUUUCCAUUGUGGUUUUCUGAGGGAUGCUUGAAUAAAGGGUAAAUAUUAUUCUGCAAUUGUAAAUUUCUGGAUUAUUAACAGGAAACACCUACCUUUCUUAAUAUGUUGUGAAAAUUUAAGAAUAUAAUAUUUAAAUGUUUAAUACCAAAAGUAAAUACAUUUGAAAAAUAAUUAUUAGGAAUAGGAAAAAAACAAAAAAGUGCUCUCAAAACAAGGAAGCAUUUUUUUGGAUUUUUUAAAUACAGUAUCCUGUCACUAAAUUAUAUUUGUGCAAUGUGGGGUGGGCCAAAUUCCUUAUAUAUAACAUUAAGACAAAUCAUUU
This is a messenger RNA of Leucoraja erinaceus (little skate), 3564 nucleotides long. Its product is annotated as copine-8. NCBI's taxonomy places the organism in Eukaryota, Metazoa, Chordata, Chondrichthyes, Rajiformes, Rajidae. The transcript is spliced from 20 exons. Bases 244 to 1917 code for a protein of 557 amino acids. Gene Ontology annotation, biological process: cellular response to calcium ion. Gene Ontology annotation, molecular function: calcium-dependent phospholipid binding. Gene Ontology annotation, cellular component: plasma membrane. The record is from RefSeq and is a predicted model, not a curated record.